Molecule: messenger RNA, 3588 nt
Organism: Paramormyrops kingsleyae
Lineage: Eukaryota; Metazoa; Chordata; Actinopteri; Osteoglossiformes; Mormyridae
Gene: fbh1
Product: F-box DNA helicase 1
Biological process (GO): double-strand break repair via homologous recombination; replication fork processing
Cellular component (GO): nucleus
Molecular function (GO): 3'-5' DNA helicase activity; DNA binding; hydrolase activity
Source: RefSeq, a predicted model, not a curated record
CCCGACAUUAAUACACAAAAAUAUAUAUUGUGUUUUGUAUUUAUACAUGGCAGGGCUGGGGACAGUUUAAUACAUCACUAAUGUAUAUUGAGCAAUUAACAAAUGAGACUGAAAUAAACAUAAGGAGAGUCCAGAUGCUGUCUUCUCGCAGUAUUUUAAACAACAAUGGAAUCGGCAAUGAGAGGGCGGGCAAAGCGGAGGCACCUGAAUGCCAGCGAGUGUGCUGAAUUGGGCGACAGCAUGGAUGGCAGUCUCCCCCUGACCCAGCCCAGCUCUGUACCACGCAACCAAGCACACUGCAGUCGCGGGCUGUACCCGCAAUCCCCCACCAAGAGGGGCAGAAGAGAAGCCGUACAGCAGGGCAUCAGGACGUUCUUCCCUGUGAAAGGCGUCGUCACAGUCAGCCCCAAAAAGGCCACCGCGGUUGUUGUGAAGAAGGAAGAGGAGACCGACUGGGAUGAUUGCAUCCCGGAUGAAGUGCUGCAAGGCCUCUCAGAGGACGAGUUGCUGCAGGGGUUCCCGGGGGGUGCACAGGCCGGGGAGCCCGAGGUGGCAGCUGGCUGCGGCAGCCAAGGCUAUCCUGCAGCUCUGCACAGUGCCAGCCAUGUGAAGCUGGAAGUGGAGGAUGGUGUGGAGCCGUUGCCUGAUGCCCACUAUGGGCUCCUGGGGAGCACUCGUGAUUGGGCAGAACCUCAUGGUAGCCUAGGCGACCUGCCAGAGGAAGUCCUAAGGAUGGUGCUGGUGCAUCUGUCUGCAGAGGACCUGUACUGUUCCGCCUGCCUGGUGUGCCGCCGCUGGAGGGACGUGGUCAGAGACCCGAUGUUUGUGCCCUGGAAGAAGAUGUACUUCCGCUUCAGAAUGAAGGAGAGCCAGGCUGUGGAAGAGAUCACUGCCAUCCUGAGGGACAAUGACAUCACUCCCAGGAAUGACUUGUGCGUGCUUAACAUGGUGAGGUGUACGCCUCACUUCCUGCGUGGUGUCAGGGUCUGCCCAGAGGAGGUACUACGCUGUGUGCAGCAACACCAGCUGUUCGCCCAGGCAGAGGCCUGCUUGAGGCACAGGUUCCCUGGGAUGGAGCAAGUGGAUGGGGGUCCGAACCCGUGGGCCGCCUUGGCGCUGAUGCUCAUCCUGGCCGAGAGCGUGAUGGAUAUGCUGGACCUGGCGGCCCAGGUGGACCGGUCCGGGUGCCUGCCGUUCCCCGGGGGUGUCUCAGAGUUCCUCUGGUACACGGCCACCCUGCUGCUGGCCAUGAGGGAGACUGGAAUCCGUAUUAGCAACAGGUGGCACUACAACAUUUUCUAUGUCCUGCACCUGAUGGAGAACAGCUCGGCACCUGCAACCCUGGGUGAAUCGUGGACAGAGGAGAGUGGCAUAAACCCUCCCAUGAAAUCCUGCUCUCGUGAGACCUUCCGGCCAACGAACGAACAGCAGCGGAUCCUGAGCCACCCAAUCCAGGCAGAUCACGUCGUGAAGGUCAUGGCUUUUGCAGGCACUGGGAAGACGUCCACACUGGUGCAGUUCGCCUGGCAGAGGCCACAUCUACGCUUCCUCUAUGUGGCGUUCAAUCGCUCAGUGGCAGCCGAGGCCCGGCGUGCUUUCCCCAAGAAUGUCGACUGCAAGACAGUGCACUGCAUGGCCUUCCGUGCCGUUGGCACCAGGUACCAACGGAUACGGAAACUCUCCAGCAACCUAAAGCCCUUCUCUGUGGCCUGGGUGCUGCCCAAGGGCCACGGUGGUUAUGUAAAUGCCAAGGUCGUCACCCGGACCAUCACUGCAUUCCUGUCCUCGGAGUGCAGGGACAUCGAUGUUGACCACGUCCCGACAGAGUACAAAACCACCAAAGGGCAGAAAAAAUCCCCGAGUCACCAGGAGAAGCUGAUGUUUGCAAGUAUCGCUCAGGAUAUUUGGGAGAAAAUGAAGGAUCUGACGCCGAUGAGGAAGCCAGCGUACCAUAUGACUCAUGAUGGGUACCUCAAGCUGUGGCAGCUGCAGAAGCCGUGCUUGGACAAAUAUGACGUGAUCUUCAUUGACGAGGCUCAGGACUGCAGUCCAGUCAUCCUGGAUAUCAUGAUGUCCCAGCGCUGUGGGAAGGUCCUGGUAGGAGACCCUCACCAGCAGAUCUAUACAUUCAGGGGAGCAGUCAACGCCAUGCAGACGGUGCCUCAUACUCACCUGUACUACCUAACGCAGAGCUUCAGGUUUGGCCCAGAGAUUGCCUACGUGGGAGCCACCAUUUUAGAGGCCUGUAAAAAUGUGACAAAGACGUUGGUUGGCGGGAAAUGGGAAGGUAGCGUGAGGGGGGAGAGCGACCCCGCCGAAGGCCUCCAGUACUUCAGUCCAGCGGAUCCUCGGAAGGGGAAGGUGGCCAUUUUGUCGCGGCAGAACGGCACCGUGUUCGACGGGGCCGUGAGGCUCACUGAAUCUGAGCCGCGUCCAAGGCUGCACAUUGUUGGGGGUGUUGAAAACUUUGGACUUGGGACCAUCAUGGAUCUCUGGGUGUUGAUGCAGCCAGAAGAGGAUCGAAAGAGAAAGAACCUGUCAAUCACGGACUACUUCAUCAGAGGGUUCUGUAGGGCGAACCUUGGCGGCUAUGCAGGCUUGAAACACUAUGUUCUCCAGUCGGAGGACCUCAAUCUGGAGGUCAAGCUGAUCAUCGUGGAGAAGUAUAACGUGCGCAUCCCUGAGCUGGUGGAUCGGAUCCGUGCUUUGUCUGUGGACGACCCACGCCACGCCGAUGUGAUCCUGGGGACAGUCCACAAGUCCAAAGGGCUGGAGUUCGACACGGUGGUCGUCACGGACGACUUUGUGAAGAUGCCCUGUGCCCAGCACAACAUGCAGCGGCUCGGGUACCAUCUCAGAGACGUCCCGGACGAUGAGUGGAAUGUGCUGUAUGUGGCAGUAACGCGAGCUAAGAGGCGUCUGGUCCUGACCAAGACCAUCGAGAACCUACUCACAUUGGCGGGGGAGUACUUUCUGCGCUCACGGCUGACUGGCGCCCUGCUGACGGAGGGCCAGCCUCCCAGCUGCUCGGUCCCAGAGUGCCGGAACCACAUUGAGGUCGAGUCGGCCCUCACCAUGUGCAAAGUCCCCAUCAGAUUCAUGCACUACACAGAUGCUGGGGGGCCUCUGUGCGCCACCUGCGUGGAGCAGCGCCUGGGGCCCGCCGCCUUCCUCGUCGAGGCCCCCGAGCGAGUGAGAGCCAUGCCAUACACACGCGAGCGGCUGGAGCUGCCCGUCAACGUGGCCAUGCUCAUGGCUCUCUUCUGAGCGACCCCCUGAACUUUCCUGAUUUAUCAGGAAUCUCCUGGCAUGAAAGCACAGCAUGACAAGGAUGUUGAGAGAGACUGAUGACUGGGCUCUGAGCCAGAGGACUCGUUCACAGUGCUGCUCUUAAUUUAACUUGUAUCUGAGGGGGUCAAACGGUUCUGCCUCUGAGGGCCUGACAGAAUUAAGUACACAGGCUUCAGUCUGCUUUUAAUUAAUGUUCAAUCAGCAUAGUCGUUCUCUGACAGUGGGAGAUUUUUUGGUUGCUCUAAGGUUGUUCUGUAGAUGUAUAUGUAUAAUAAAGGUGUGAAUGACUGGCAGGAA